Molecule: messenger RNA, 1435 nt
Organism: Rattus rattus (black rat)
Lineage: Eukaryota; Metazoa; Chordata; Mammalia; Rodentia; Muridae
Gene: Cirbp
Product: cold inducible RNA binding protein
Exons: 7
Coding region: 196-714 (172 amino acids)
Biological process (GO): positive regulation of mRNA splicing, via spliceosome
Cellular component (GO): spliceosomal complex
Molecular function (GO): RNA binding
Source: RefSeq, a predicted model, not a curated record
AUAUCAGGCGGGACUCAGGCGCUCCCCCUCGCACUCGCGCGUUAGGAAGCUUGGGUGUGUGACGCGCUGUCUUCCCGCCCGCGUCAGGGACCUGCCCGACUCAGCGAGAGGCUAAGAAUACGCUAUCUGGCUUCAGUUUCUGGAGGGGUGGUGGUUAAGGCCAAGCAAGCAUCUGUAGUGUGUGCACAGGCUGCCAUGGCAUCAGAUGAAGGCAAGCUUUUCGUGGGAGGUCUCAGCUUCGACACCAACGAGCAGGCGCUGGAGCAGGUCUUCUCCAAGUAUGGGCAGAUCUCGGAAGUGGUGGUGGUAAAGGACAGGGAGACUCAACGAUCCCGAGGCUUCGGGUUUGUCACCUUUGAAAAUAUCGAUGACGCUAAGGAUGCCAUGAUGGCUAUGAAUGGGAAGUCUGUGGAUGGGAGGCAGAUCCGAGUUGACCAGGCUGGCAAGUCUUCUGAUAACCGGUCCCGAGGAUACCGGGGUGGCUCUGCUGGAGGCCGGGGCUUCUUCCGUGGGGGACGCAGCCGGGGCCGAGGGUUCUCCAGAGGAGGAGGAGACCGGGGCUAUGGAGGUGGCCGCUUUGAGUCCCGGAGUGGUGGUUAUGGAGGCUCCAGAGACUACUAUGCCAGCCGGAGUCAGGGUGGCAGCUAUGGCUAUCGGAGCUCCGGUGGGUCCUACAGAGACAGCUAUGACAGCUAUGCUACACACAACGAGUAAAAGCCCUCUGCGUCCAGAUCGUCCUUCCAUGGCUGUAAUAAGAUGGGGGAGCUUCGCUGAACGUUGUGUAGUGAGCACCUUGUUACCACUUUUGUAGUCCUUUCGGUUCUGACCCAUCAGCAGCCUGCUUCUGACCGAGAUGGCCUCGUGACUAGACCUGUUUUUAAGGAAGCGCUGUCUGUUUUUAAGCAUUCUUAAAAAUGUUUUGGAAAGCACUUCAGAUUUUACUGUUUACCAUGAGCCAUGGGUAUUUGUGGGGUUUUUUUGUUGUUAUUUUUUUGUUUUUGUUUUUUUUCCCUAAAUUGUCGGGUUGUGUGGGUUUUCACUGGUUUCAAAAAAAAUUUGGUUGUCUAAAAAAAAAUUUCUUUUUAUUUUUUUUUUUUUUUUUUUUUUUUUUUUUUUUUUUUUUUUUUUUUUGUGGUCGCCCAUGAAGUCUGGGGCCCCACCCCUCCUGAGAUGGAAUGGACUCGAUUUGACCAAGCCAUAGCCCUCCAGCUCCCCAGCCCUGUUGCGGAGUGCAGCAGGUCCUGCCCAUCGGGCACAUGUCUCAAGCCCGCGGGGAGCACAGCAGUCCGGGAGGCUGUGGAAAUGUUUAUUUAUAUUGUCCUUUUUUACCGAAGACAUGCAUACUCCAUCGAUGUUGUAUUCACAGUGGCUGAGGAAUUCUUGUACGCAGUUUCUUUGGCUUCACGAAGCCGAUUAAAAGACCGUGUGAAACGAA